AAAGGUGCUCAUAAAAAUCCAUCGGCCGUUCAUCCUUAUCGCCCCCACCAAGUUGGAAUAUUUACCGUUGUAUUUUAUUAAGUUACAAAAAUCGUGUAAAGAAAAUCAAUAUACGCCGAGUGGUAUAUUCCAACUACAUUAGAGGCCCUCAAUUGCGAAGUUGCUAUGGGAAUCAUGUUUUAUUCGCUUAAUCCGACGCCCAACGAGUUAUAUUGGUCAUCAAAUAUGCUCUGAGACCUUUUGAGUCUAGUUAUUAACAUAGUUACCUCUCAUUCAGCUUCCCUGAUAUAAUAAUGAAGACCAGUAAAGCUUCAGGACGAAGAGAUAGACCCAUUAAUAUUUAUCUCGAUUUGAGCAGAAUGGCGAGUCCAGUGAUGAUUAAAUAUCAUGCCCGUCUGUUUGUACGCACUCUCCCAGUUUUUGAGAUAUUUGCCCACUCACGAUCCAUCAGGAUACGUAAGGCCUCAUCGAGACGAGGUUUCAGAUAAGGUGAGUCCUUAUCGAGAAUCAAUAUCUUGCUAGCGAAAAUAAUAUGUGCCGCAGAGCUAAGUUACAAUCUUCUAUAAGAGUGUACAACUGAUGGCGUGCGCCGCUGAUGUUGAUACCAACCGCGCUAUUAGCUCUGCUUUCUCCAAACUGGAUAAAAAAGCGAAGCAUAUGGGUGUGGUGGUGAACGAGGACAAGAAGGAAACCAAACUCUGCUAGAUAUGGAUUGACAACAUCCGAUGAGUCGGCAUUAGAAGCUUUCGAGAGAAAGGUUUUUUUGUGUAUCGGCAACAGCGGAACGAUACGCUUUACGAGAUAUACGGCGACGUUGGGAAAUUGCUGGCUAGGCCAUGUAGUUUGGAUGGAUGAGCUUUGAAAGUUUUCAAAGAAGGGGAAGACCUUCACUCCAUUGAAAAGAUAAAUUCAGGAAAAACCUGACAGCUUUUGAUAUUUCUAAUGGGCACCAAACAGCAAAGCGUUGCCCACGCCAGUGAAGAGGAAGAAGAGAAGUGCUUCAGCACUUAUCUACCCUCGAACGCUGCACGUCUGUUGUUCUUCUAAAUUUAUAUAAACCGAAACAAGUAAGAAGUGUGCCAUAAAUGUUUCGACGCGUCCUUUCGUACAGCAUCAUUGGUGCCGGUGUCGUCAGCACCGGUCUCAGUCUACACACAAACGACUACGAUGUCAAUUCGCUGGGUAUUGUGCGACUCAGCCGUUCGGCAGUCACUGUUUUCGACGUGGCGCUCACAUACAAACGUGAAUUAUACUAUCGUGAGUGGGACAAAAGUACGCCGGAAUACAAGGCGGAAAGGAGUCGUGUACACAAAAUAGCUGCACAAAAACUGCUUGACCUCAUCUGCGUCAAUAAGGGGGUCUACAUAAAAACCGGCCAACAUAUUGGCGCACUGGAAUAUUUACUGCCCAAAGAAUUUGUACAAACUAUGAAAGUGCUGCACUCUAAUGCGCCACAAAAUCCAGUGGGAGAUCUAUAUAAGGUCAUAAAGCAGGAUCUAAAACGAAAUCCUGAGGAUAUAUUUGAGACAUUUGAACCAAAACCGCUUGGUACUGCGUCGUUGGCGCAAGUGCACAAAGCUACACUAAAGACCGGUGAAGUGGUCGCUGUAAAAGUACAACAUCCCUAUGUCAAGGGUAACUCACGUGUCGAUAUGAAGACGAUGGAGAUUCUAGUGAAACUGAUGGCACUCGUAUUUCCCGAUUUCAAAGUGCAAUGGUUGGUUGAAGAGUCGAAGAAAAACCUGCCUAUCGAACUAGAUUUUCUGAACGAGGGUAGAAAUGCGGAGAAAGUAGCGAGACAAUUUCAAAAAUAUUCAUGGCUGCGCGUGCCAAAGAUUUAUUGGGAACUCAGUUCACCGCGUGUACUUGUAAUGGAGUAUCUUGAAGGUGGGCAAGUCAACGAUCUCGAUUAUAUUAAAAAGCACAAAAUUGAUCCCUUCACGGUGUCGAAUAAAAUUGGACUACUGUAUUCCGAAAUGAUUUUCACAACCGGUUUUGUGCACAGCGAUCCACAUCCGGGCAAUAUACUGGUGCACAAGAGCCCGAAGGGGCAAGUCGAAAUCGUAUUAUUAGAUCAUGGCCUCUAUGCGAAUCUAACAGACAAAUUCCGCUAUGAAUACUCCAAACUGUGGCUCAGCAUACUAAAUGUGGAUCGCCAAGCAAUGCGCUUGCAUAGUCAGAAUUUGGGUAUUAAAGGCGAUUUAUAUGGAUUGUUUGCUUGCAUGGUGACGGGUCGACCAUGGGAAACGCUCAUACAAGGCAUCAACAAAGUCAAGUACUCCAAAGAGGAGAAAGCUACGCUACAGAACAAUACCUCACUUGUGUUGCCACACAUUUCCGAUGUGCUGGAGCAGGUUGAUCGUCAAAUGUUGCUCAUUCUCAAAACCAACGACCUGAUACGCGGCAUCGAGGCUACGCUACGCACGCAAAACCGCAUGACUGCCUUCUGGGUUAUGUCCAAGUGUUGUGUGCAUUCAACGUUCAGCGAACAAAAAUCAUUGAGCAGUGCUACCCGUUGGACUGCACUGAGACUGGCGGUGCGUGAAAGAUGGGAAAUAUUCAAGUUGAAUAUUUAUUAUGUGUAUUUGGGUUUCAUCAAUUUCGGGUUCUUGGCGGCUUUGAAACAGCUUUUAUAGAAUUAAUAGACAAAUUUGGUGUACGCUAAUUUUUUAAUUCUAAUUCCUAGUUAAUUAUUGUUGUGUGUAUGUGUUGACUGCUAAUUUAUAUUUAGAAUUGAGAAUCAGCCAUUAUUAACAGAUUAACUGCAACGUACAAACAAAUUUAGGUUAAUGCAAUAACAUAAGUAAACGUCCAGUGAAUAAUUUAAUGUAAAAUUCUAAAACAUGAAAUAAAAAUAUUGUAUGUUUGUAA
Ceratitis capitata (Mediterranean fruit fly) is the source of this 2871-nucleotide messenger RNA. RefSeq lists its product as uncharacterized. The transcript has 3 exons. The record is from RefSeq and is a predicted model, not a curated record. Gene Ontology annotation, biological process: protein phosphorylation; lipid homeostasis; mitochondrion organization. Gene Ontology annotation, cellular component: mitochondrial inner membrane. NCBI's taxonomy places the organism in Eukaryota, Metazoa, Arthropoda, Insecta, Diptera, Tephritidae. Gene Ontology annotation, molecular function: protein kinase activity; ATP binding. The coding region runs from base 1086 to 2636 and encodes 516 amino acids.